AUGAGCCAUCUUCAUCAUCGACACGAACGUUCUGCUGGAGAAGAGAAACUCUCGUCAUCAUCUUCCGUUAUUGGUACUCAAAAGCCUGGGAAAGUGACCACCACAUCAUCUUCACAUUCGGAAUUCAAAACAAUCAAACAAAUUGAUGAAAUUGCAAAAGGAAUUAUAUCCGAUAAAAAGAAUACCAACAAUUUACUUAAAUUAACCGAGUUUUUAGAAGAAUCAUUUCCGAGGUCUUCCCGAAAGGAAAGAAGUUUUGUUCUACAAUCAAUAGAGUCCUUACUAGAAGUGUUUACUCACUUCUUUGAUAAGAAAACAUUGAUUCUCAACGUCGGAGAAAAAGAUACUGUGGUUUGUGAUGUGAGUAAGGAAAAAGCAAUACAAAAAAAGGAAUAUAUGAAAUGGAUUUAUGAACAAUACACCACGUUCGCCAAAUAUCUUCCAUUAUUUACGAUUCAUUAUUUCACCAAGUUUGAUGAGAAUGAGGAAGAAAUUCAAAAAUGUGUGGAUGCAAUUCUUACUUUGACCAAAUUAGAAUUAAAUUCUGCCAAUGAUUCUGCUUUUGUUGAAAUGGACAGAGAACGAAAUAGAAUCAAUACUAUUGUUUGUGAAGGUCCAUAUGGCUCGUUAAUUUAUCACUUAUCUAUUGAUGCCAAUCAAAGCGAAGGAAAGACAUUUAUCAUUGAUUAUCUCAAAGACAAGUAUAUUGACAGAUAUCAUGAUUUAAGGUAUUUCACCUAUGUUGCUUUAGCACUCUCCAUUAGAAAGUUGCGCUCCAAGAAAAAGAAGGCAAUUACAUUUCCUCAGUUUUGUGAAAAUAUUCUCUCAAUCAUUGAUGAUAUUCCUCCCAUCGAAGAUAUUGACAGAUUGUUUUUGUAUGAUGGGUUUGAUUAUUCAACUGACGAGGAGGACAUGGAAGAAGAUGGAAACGAAGAAGAUGGCAUGAGUGAUCAUGGGGAUUUUUCAGAUGAUUUUAUGGGUAAUGAGGAUGGAAUGAUUCCUUCUGAAGACAACAUGAUGAUGGAUCCUACUCUUGGCGACUUGAAUUCUUUAACUUUACCAAGUUCAUCAGAAAAGAACAAUAACGAUGAGGAUGAAAUGAAAGAUGAACAACACAAGAAAGAAAAUAGCUUAUUGGAUCGGUCCAUUCACAUUGCUGCAUUUACCAACUUUUGGCUUGCUUUUUUACAACUUCCAGAAAUGACAAAAUCUAUUUAUGAGAAAAUUUUAAGGAAAAUGAGUGAAGAAAUUAUUCCUCAAUUCGAAGAUCCAUUCUUACUCAACGAUUUUAUCUCUAAUUCUUUUGACCAGGGUGGAUUGGUAGCUCUCUUGUCGGUUAAAAGUUUAUUUAUUUUAAUUUCAGAGUAUAAUUUAGUAUUUGACCAAUUCUAUCAGAAAUUAUAUUCCAUUAUAGACCUGGAUCUUUUCACAAUGGAUGACAGAGAAGAAUUUUUUGAGCUGUUCGACACAUUCAUGAAAUCGACCCAUUUGCCAGAAUACAUUGUAGCUUCAUUUGUCAAGAAAUUUGCCAGAAUUUCUCUGUUUGCUCCUGCCUAUGCCUGUACCUACAUUUUGGCUGUUAUUUAUAAUCUCAUUUCUAGACAUCCACAAAUUAGCUUUUUGGUUCAACACGACGAAAUUGAACCCAAGUAUCUUUCAAGACUCCAAAAAAAAGCUCUGAAAGAGCAACACCCAACUGAAGAAAAAGCUCCGAAAAAAGAUCCUUUUGACUUUCAUGAGAAAGAUCCAAAACUCUGUAAAGCAAUGCAGAGCCAAUUAUGGGAGAUUGAAACAUUGAUUUAUCACUCCAAUGCAGAAGUUUCCAAAAUGGCCAGAGACAUCAAGAGACAUUUCGCGGAAGGAUUUCCUCAAUAUGAUAUCAAAAAGUUUACAUCAACCAGCACUGAAGAUAUGUUCAAGAUGCUUGCAGAGAAGAAAAGGUUUGUCAAGCUCACUAAUGUAGAUGCUCCAAAUGGACUAUUUGCAAAUGACAAGAACUCUGUUUACUCAAUUUUUGAUUUUUAA
Molecule: messenger RNA, 2025 nt
Organism: Naegleria fowleri
Lineage: Eukaryota; Heterolobosea; Eutetramitea; Acrasida; Naegleriidae
Exons: 2
Coding region: 1-2025 (674 amino acids)
Biological process (GO): ribosome biogenesis
Cellular component (GO): nucleolus; small-subunit processome; Noc4p-Nop14p complex
Source: RefSeq, a predicted model, not a curated record